AUGGACGAAGCACCUCCGGUUCCAGACGAUACAUUCAGUAGAGCACUUGAGGCCCUAGACGACCUCAUACCGGUAGAAACGGCGGCUCCCAUCGAUGAGCAUCUCCCAGUGGAGAUAUUACAGCGGAUAUUUUAUUAUCUAGACGUACGGUCUCGAUGUCGAUCUUGCCGUGCAUCUCGAAGGUGGCAAAAAAUCCUUUAUCGAACACCAACAUUUUGGGAGCGGUUGGACCUAUCAAAUAGGUUCUCCUUGGGAGGAGACAAGAGUGUUGGAGAGCAGGGAGGUCGGGUAGAUGCAACCCUCAAACGCAUAUUUCACCGCCCCAUUGGAGCCAGACGCUUCUCUAAGCUUACAAAGCUGGAUUUGAGUUGCACAGAUAUUGAUCCGGCCAGCUUUGCAUCUCCGAGUAUACGGCGUACCCUAAGCAAAUCUCUGUCCCAUUUGGUUCUAAACGGCUGCGCUAAUGUUGAUUCCGGGUCUCUAUUCCACUUGAGAGGACUGAAGUCGUUAAGGGCUCUGGACUUGUCGCAUUGUGAGCAGGUGGACGAUACGGGGCUGGAGGUUAUCUCCUUUUUUCUACCAUAUCUGACGCACCUAAACUUGUCCUAUCUCUUUCGGGUUACUGAGCGCGGCGUCGCUCGAUUAUUUCGAAUGUCAGGAUUGACCUCCCUCAAUCUCAUGGGAUGCUAUCGUAUAAAACAAUAUCCUUGGGCUGUCCUUGACGGCUCCCGUCGAAGUGUGCUGCCAAUUCGAGAGAUGAUGCUUGGAGAAGAUUCUCGAAUCCAAACAAGAGGGUUCUGGCUCCUCUGGUGCACUUUCAAUUUUGAUACCAGUCGGCUGGUUUCCGUGUGCCCUUUUUUAGAAGUGCUGCGAUUGAAUAUGGUUUUGUUCGAUUUGCCGGCGGACGGGUUAGAGGUACUUCUAAAAGGAUGCAAAAAUCUCAAGCAUCUGAGCCUUGUCAUAGACCGCGCGGGAAUACCAGCGCUCUGUGGAGUUGCCCAGCAUCUUCGUCAGUUGGACACGCUCGAGGCCACCAUUCAUAUCGGCGUUACUGCCGAUCUCAUCAACUCACUUAUACAUGCACAAGCCCUAGUCAAGCUGCGAGCGCUCAAGUUUCAUAGUAAGCACACCACGGUCUUCAAUGACGAUACCCUACGUGGCCUCAUCGAUGCAGCGCCAGUAUUGGAGUAUCUGGAACUAAAUGGAGACGAAAUAUCACCAACCGGAUUAUCACCCGUCGCCAUGAAACUUGGGAAAGCUCUCCAGAGCCUCCUUGUUCACCAUGUCCAAAUCGGCAACAAAACAUUAAAGUCGUUAUCCAAGAAUCUGCUGCAUUUGAGAGAGCUUACUAUCACAGACCUACAGCAACUGCACUAUUCAAAUAGAAUCAGAUACCUUGUCUCUGAUCCUACGCUUUGCAUCAAGUUGAAGAAGGUGGAACUCUCCAGCUUUCGGGGGUUUACCGACAAAGAUCUAGCACUGGUGCCACAAAAUUGCCCAAAUCUUCAAUGGAUAGAUUUUAGCUUUUCCUUUACAUACCCCCGAACUACCCAGGCUAUCACAGCACACUGCUCCCAGCUACUCUAUCUCCGCCUCUGCCGUUCCAGCCCACCACCCGUGCAUUUACUGGGAGUAAACCGAACAUCACCAGCCGCGUUGGGCGCUACUGUCCCAAAUGCCCGCGUCGAUAAUCUCAAAAGCAAGGCCAACGACCGGCGAAAGUCUAUUAACUCAAUGUCUGGCUUCUUGGCUUCAUCACCGGAAUGCCGGUCUCUGAUACAACUUGCACAAAAAGGAUGCAGGCGUCUCCGUGUAAUGGAUAUUACCGGUAAUGUGGGAUUGACAGAUUACACGUUGCCGGCACUUCGCCAUUUGGGAUCACUCCAUACUCUCUUUAUCGAUUCUUGUGAGGGUAUCUCCCAAGCAGGCGUUGUGAAAUUCGCAGAAGAAAAAUGGAAGCAGCUAAAGCGAAUACAUGUGCGCAACUGCAGAAAUUGCAAACUGGGAGUGGCAGGGGAGAACUACUUGAGCAGAGGACUAGAAGUCGAAGUAGUGGUGGACGGUGGGCGGGUGCUUGGAAGGAGAUGGGGUGAAGAAGUGUAGUUUAGGGCCAUAGACAUUCAUAGGCAGGUAAAUGUUGCAUUGUAUGUCCG
This is a messenger RNA of Spizellomyces punctatus DAOM BR117, 2153 nucleotides long. RefSeq lists its product as uncharacterized. The transcript has 5 exons. Gene Ontology annotation, biological process: SCF-dependent proteasomal ubiquitin-dependent protein catabolic process. Gene Ontology annotation, cellular component: SCF ubiquitin ligase complex. The coding region runs from base 1 to 2103 and encodes 700 amino acids. Gene Ontology annotation, molecular function: protein binding. The record is from RefSeq and is a predicted model, not a curated record. Lineage: Eukaryota; Fungi; Chytridiomycota; Chytridiomycetes; Spizellomycetales; Spizellomycetaceae.